Symphalangus syndactylus (siamang) is the source of this 878-nucleotide messenger RNA. It is a transcript of the gene NPY, whose product is annotated as neuropeptide Y. Gene Ontology annotation, cellular component: extracellular region. Lineage: Eukaryota; Metazoa; Chordata; Mammalia; Primates; Hylobatidae. Gene Ontology annotation, biological process: feeding behavior; neuropeptide signaling pathway. Gene Ontology annotation, molecular function: neuropeptide hormone activity; neuropeptide Y receptor binding. The record is from RefSeq and is a predicted model, not a curated record.
GAAAGAAGGAAAGAAGGAAAGCAGGGAUCGGGCACUGCCCGAGGGCGGAUGCUUGGGCUUUGGUGUUGUCCAGCGCGCUCGCAGCGCGCUGCCUCGCUCGCGCGGUCCCAGGCCCCGCUUCUUCGGGCAGUGCCUGGGGCAGGAGGGUUGGUGUGUGGGUGGCUCCCUAAGUCGACACUCGUGCGGCUGCGGUUCCAGCCCCCUCCCCCCGCCACUCGGGGGCGGGAAGUGGCGGGUGGGAGUCGCCCAAGCGUGACUGCCCGAGGCCCCUCCUGCCGCGGCGAGGAAGCUCCAUAAAAGCCCUGUCGCGACCCGUUCUCUGCACCUCAUCCGCUGGCUCUCACCCCUCGGAGACGCUCGUCCGACAGCAGAGUACUUGCCGCCCAGACACGCCCGCGCGCCAGCCACCAUGCUAGGUAACAAGCGACUGGGGCUGUCCGGACUGACCCUCGCCCUGUCCCUGCUCGUGUGCCUGGGUGCGCUGGCCGAGGCAUACCCCUCCAAGCCAGACAACCCGGGCGAGGACGCACCAGCGGAGGACAUGGCCAGAUACUACUCGGCGCUGCGACACUACAUCAACCUCAUCACCAGGCAGAGAUAUGGAAAACGAUCUAGCCCAGAGACACUGAUUUCCGACCUCUUGAUGAGAGAAAGCACAGAAAAUGUUCCCAGAACUCGGCUUGAAGACCCUUCAAUGUGGUGAUGGGAAAUGAGACUUGCUCUCUGGCCUUUUCCUAUUUUCAGCCCAUAUUUCAUCGUGUAAAAUGAGAGUCCACCCAUCCUACCAAUGCAUGCAGCCAUUGUGCUGAAUUCUGCAAUGUUUUCCUUUGUCAUCAUUGUAUAUAUGUGCGUUUAAAUAAAGUAUCAUGCAUUCAAAA